Messenger RNA from Cucurbita moschata (crookneck pumpkin), 1292 nucleotides. RefSeq names its product ubiquinone biosynthesis O-methyltransferase, mitochondrial. Gene Ontology annotation, molecular function: 2-methoxy-6-polyprenyl-1,4-benzoquinol methyltransferase activity. The transcript is spliced from 9 exons. The record is from RefSeq and is a predicted model, not a curated record. Gene Ontology annotation, biological process: ubiquinone biosynthetic process. Lineage: Eukaryota; Viridiplantae; Streptophyta; Magnoliopsida; Cucurbitales; Cucurbitaceae. Bases 55 to 1047 code for a protein of 330 amino acids.
UUCAAAUCAUACUCGACCGCAGUCCAAAAUUCACCGUUCCAGUUCCUCUCACUCAUGGCUCCCAAAUUCCGCAUCAACCAGCUCCGAGCUCUAAGCUCCACCGUUUUCCAUGGCAUCGGAGAUUGCCAUUAUUAUCUGCAUGCAAAUCGAUCUCCGCAAACUCUGUACCAUUUCAGGCGCUUCUCUGAUGCGUCGUCUCCGCCGCUAUCUCCCGCCGCUUCUUCUUCUGCACCGCCUCAAAAUGCAGAGCUCCAAAGCACGAAUCGACCUGAGGAGAUAGUAAGAAAUGCUUCUGCUACCUCGUCUGUGAAUCAAUUCGAGCUUGCUAAAUUCUCCGCCAUUGCCGACACCUGGUGGGACUCUGAAGGGCCAUUUAAGCCAUUACAUGCGCUGAAUCCUGCAAGAGUCUCGUUCAUCAGAUCCACUCUUUGCCGGCAUUUCAGGAGGGACCCUUGUUCUAUUAGGCCUUUUGAAGGACUGAAAAUUAUUGACGUUGGUUGUGGUGGUGGAAUUCUCUCUGAGCCUUUAGCUCGAAUGGGAGCAACUGUGACAGGAAUUGAUGCUGUGGAUAAAAAUAUCAAGAUUGCCCGUGUGCAUGCGGACCUGGAUCCUGUGACAUCAACAAUUGAAUAUUGUUGUACCACAGCUGAAAAGCUGGUAGAGCAGCAAAAAGAGUUUGAUGCUGUCAUCGCCUCGGAGGUAAUUGAGCAUGUGGCAGAUCCUGCAGGAUUUUGCCAGUCCUUGGCAGCAUUGACAGUGCCAAAUGGAGCUACAGUUGUUUCUACUAUUAAUCGUUCUAUGAGGUCAUUCGCAACUGCCAUUGUUGCAGCAGAAUACAUUCUUCGUUGGCUUCCUAGAGGUACACAUCAAUGGUCAAGCUUACUUAUCCCUGAAGAAUUGGUUCUGAUAUUACAACGCGCCUCUAUUUCAGUGGAAGAGAUAGCCGGAUUUGUGUAUAAUCCCUUAACCGGCCAGUGGUCCCUUUCAGAUGAUACCAGUGUAAAUUACAUCGCAUUUGGUACAAAAGUCAGCCAGACGACAGACUAACGAAGGUGUAAUCUUAGUUCUCACGCAAUAGGUAUUAUUUCUGUCGCUAAAUUAAUUUUGCCCUGAAAACUGAAUGGUUACUCCCAAUCAGCUUCCCUCUAAACAUUCCAUAAAGCUUCUUUUUGUUUGUGGCAAUAAGACCUUUCAAUCUCGUAUAACAUAAACCAAAUUUGUUUGAGGUUUAUGAUCUUGGCAGACUCCUCAUUUUGAGCACAAAAGGGAAGAAAAAAUUGUUGUGAAUUGCA